Molecule: messenger RNA, 5043 nt
Organism: Symbiodinium sp. CCMP2592
Lineage: Eukaryota; Dinophyceae; Suessiales; Symbiodiniaceae
Source: the annotation of a GenBank genome assembly
AUGGAGGGGGAUGCGUCCCAUGAGGAGCUCAGGCAAAGAUGGCAGGAGCUCAAUGAGCAACGGCAGGCGCAAGGCCUCAAGCCGCGAAGCUACAGGGACUUCCUAAAGUCCCGCAACAGGGAAGGUAGGCGCACAAGACUGGGCCUUGCAGUGGAGGACUACAGUGUGGAAAACUCGCCGGGAGAAGGCAGGCUGUUGCCCCCUGGCUUGAACCCGCCGCCUCCUCGAAGGGAUAGGACGGCACCCUUUGCUGCAGAACAGACAGGAGAGGUAGCGUCCGCCUCUGCGCAGCCGCAGCAAGAGGCCACGGCACCCAACACUGAAGGGGAGGAAGCGUCCUCCUCUUGGCAGAGGCCGGAGCAGGGACCUCUACGCUCUCCUGAGUCCGCCAGAAAGCGCAGGCUGGAGGCCGAGACUGAGGAAGGUGGGCAGGCCGUUAGGCUGCGGUCGGCUUCUGCAGUCCGUAGAGACGCCGCUGGCGAGGAAGAAGAGAGCAACGAGGUCGAGACGCAAAGGCCCUACGACAGUCACACGGAAGGUCCCCGGCCGGAGGCGUCCUCUGGCUGGGGGGACGAGGGCCCGAGUUUCCAUGCAGCAGUGGAACGCGAGGCCAAUAGGAGAAACGUGCGAUUGAUGCACCACCUUAUGGGGUCCGUUUUGGUCCUCUACAGAAGCCCACUUUCGGGAGCGCUCCUACCACGACCGGCGCACAUGCGAAUGGAAGGCAAGGGCAACCAGAGGAUUGCGUAUUCCUUUGGCUCCUAUGUGCUCAAAGUCACAACUUUUGCCUACGACCAUGGGUCUGAGGAGUACUACAGUACCCGGUUCACCAAACUGUGUGCUAUUGUGGUGCACGCGGGGCCUCUCAAUGUUCGUAUUGGGCAGGGUGCCCGUGCAGAGUAUGCUGUGCUCCACUGUCUGGUUCACGAGAAAGUGAACAGAAAAGCCGAGCCUUGGCUAAAUGCCCAAACGCCGGCGAUAGUCAGGGAAUGGUUCAGCUACCUGCUGGCCGUGGUUACCUGGCUGGGAGCCUGCAGGGUCAGGGUGGCAGACAUCACGAUCUCCAACUUGGGCUUGAAUGAGGAUCACGACUUGGGGAGCUGGUCAAGCUUGCCAUACCCCCAGUGGGGUGGCGGCAGCGGCCUUGAACGGCUUCUGGCCCAACGUGAGCCGGAGCUGCUACGACAGUUAAAGGCGCGCACCACAGAAAGGCUACAGGCUCUCUUUGAGCACUUUGCCUCCCAAGCGGGGCGGCUGCUGCGUGAGGCCGGCAGGCUCCCAGGGCCGGCCAGUGCCCGUACCUCUGCUGGUGCAAGCCGCCGGUCUUCAGGCUUCUUCUUCCGACGAUCCUCGGAUGUCUCCCGCAAGCAGCUGGAAGCGCUUCAGGCCCAGCUUGCGGUGAUUCUGUCAGACAGAGAACUGCGCGACAGCAGCGUGCUGCAGGACUUCCUGGGAGUCCCAGCCCAAGCUCCCGAGAUGCCUAGCAGUGUCCGGAUCGUGAACCUCCGGAGAUGCCACGACGGCGAGGCGGAAGUUCAGCUGGAGGUGCAGACGAGUCCCGAGAAGGCUUUGGUUGAGGGCCGCACGAGCGCCACUCAUGUGGUAGCCACGGUCCUCCUUCUGAGACCCAAAGGUGCAGAGGAGGAGUUGGAAGAGAUCGGUGACUUCAAGGUCCCUGCGGGCUCUUCGGAGCCUCUGACGAUCCACGGCCUGGGAGCCGACAGAGCUUACGAGUUCCAGGUGAAGACGGUCAACGACGUGGGCAGUUCUCCAAGUGUUCGCAUUCGCGUGCUGGUGCCCACGGACUUGCCCGAGCCGGUGUUGCCGUACCAGGGUGCUUCGGAGGUGGUGCCCAGCAAAGCCGUGCUGCGAGGUGCUGCAGACUUCCUGGGCAACGUACCCGCUGACACGAGUCUGGAGUCGACUGCAGACACGACCGAGCUGCCACCAGGCCCAGCCCAGGCCAGCGGCGACAAGCCAUCUGCAACCGACACGUCGACGGAAGCUCCGGCAAGCUUGCACCAAGAGGCCAACGGCGACGCCGACAAGCCUGCAGUUGCUGAGGCAGCUGUCGUCACAAACGACACGGUCUUGCCGGUGCCGGCAGCGGCUGAGAUGCCGGCGCCUGACACAUCAGCUGAGGCCAGCUGCAGCGAGCCAUCUGCGGCCAAAGAUCCGCCGGCGGAUGGUCUUGCGCAGCAGCAGGAAGUCGUGGUGGAGCAACAGGCCAGCGGCGACGCCGACAAGCCUGCAGUUGCUGAGGCAGCUGUCGCCAGAAACGACACGGUCUUGCCGGUGCCGGUGCCUGCUGAAGUUGAAGCAGCAGAUGCUGUCGACACAGCAGCCGCUGAGAUGCCGGCGCCUGACACAUCAGCUGAGGCCAGCUGCAGCGAGCCAUCUGCGGCCAAAGAUCCGCCGGCUGAUGGUCUUGCGCAGCAGCAGGCCGGCGGCGAAGCCAACAAGCUUGCACUUGUAGGACAGCAGACGGCUGUGCCUGGACCAUUGCCUGCUCAAGUUGAAGAGGCAACGGUGGAGAUGUCGGUGCCUGACACGUUAGCAGAGGCAAGCCGCAACGGGCCAUCUGCGGCCAAAGAGACGUCGGCAGAUGGUCUUGCGAGCCUGCAGCAGCAACACCAGCAGCAGGAAUCCGUAGUGGAGCAACAGGCCAGCGGCGAAGCCGACAAGCCUACAGUUGCUGAGGCAGCUGUCGCCAGCCACGACCCGGUCUUGCCGGUGCCGGUGCCUGCUGAAGUUGAAGCAGCAGAUGCUGUCGACACAGCAGCGGCUGAGAUGCCGGCGCCUGACACAUCAGCUGAGGCCAGCAGCAGCGAGCCAUCUGCGGCCAAAGAUCCGCCGGCGGAUGGUCUUGCGCAGCAGCAGGCCGGCGGCGAAGCCAACAAGCCUGCACUUGUAGGACAGCAGACGGCUGUGCCUGGACCAUUGCCUGCUCAAGUUGAAGAGGCAACGGUGGAGAUGUCGGUGCCUGACACGUUAGCAGAGGCAAGCCGCAACGGGCCAUCUGCGGCCAAAGAGACGUCGGCAGAUGGUCUUGCGAGCCUGCAGCAGCAACACCAGCAGCAGGAAUCCGUGGUGGAGCAACAGGCCAGCGGCGAAGCCGACAAGCCUACAGUUGCUGAGGCAGCUGUCGCCAGCCACGACCCGGUCUUGCCGGUGCCGGUCCCUGCUGAAGUUGAAGCAGCAGAUGCUGUCGACACAGCAGCGGCUGAGAUGCCGGCGCCUGACACAUCAGCUGAGGCCAGCAGCAGCGAGCCAUCUGCCACCAAAGAUCCGCCGGCGGAUGGUCUUGCGCAGCAGCAGGCCAGCGGCGACGCCGACAAGCCUGCACUUGCUGAGGCAGCUGUCGCCAGACACGACCCGGUCUUGCCGGUGCCGGUGCCUGCUGAAGUUGAAGCAGCAGAUGCUGUCGACACAGCAGCGGCUGAGAUGCCGGCGCCUGACACAUCAGCUGAGGCCAGCAGCAGCGAGCCAUCUGCGGCCAAAGAUCCGCCGGCGGAUGGUCUUGCGCAGCAGCAGGCCGGCGGCGAAGCCAACAAGCCUGCACUUGUAGGACAGCAGACGGCUGUGCCUGGACCAUUGCCUGCUCAAGUUGAAGAGGCAACGGUGGAGAUGUCGGUGCCUGACACGUUAGCAGAGGCAAGCCGCAACGGGCCAUCUGCGGCCAAAGAGACGUCGGCAGAUGGUCUUGCGAGCCUGCAGCAGCAACACCAGCAGCAGGAAUCCGUGGUGGAGCAACAGGCCAGCGGCGAAGCCGACAAGCCUACAGUUGCUGAGGCAGCUGUCGCCAGCCACGACCCGGUCUUGCCGGUGCCGGUCCCUGCUGAAGUUGAAUCAGCAGAUGCUGUCGACAUAGCAACGGCUGAGAUGCCGGCGCCUGACACAUCAGCUGAGGCCAGCAGCAGCGAGCCAUCUGCGGCCAAAGAGACGCCUGCGGAUGGUCCUGCCAGCCUUCAGCAGCAACAGGAGAUGGAAGGCUCGAAAACGGAAGCGAUCGCUGAAUCCCUGAGCAAUGGCCAGCCGCAAAAACUGGACCCUGCACGGCUCAAGCUGAAGGAAGGGGAUCCGUACCUCAGCCCGCACGCACGAGCCCUGGUGAACGACGAGGAGGGUGCCACCUUCCUCAACAGCGCGGAAGAAGUUCGGUCGCCGCAACGGGAAAGUUCCGCGCGCAGCCUGCAGCCCCCGAGCGCUGGCUUCGCUCGGGUGGGGACUUUGGAAGUCCGGUUGAGCCAGCUUCCUGACAAGAAGGCCGUGGGUGCUGCCAUGGACGAGGCGGUUGCACAUCUGGAGGCCUACUACAAAGUCUCUGAACAGACAGCAGUUCGUCUCUACUUGGGCUGCAACCUCGACAUGGAGGAAGCCAAGCGACGUUUCGACGGCAUCCUGGAGUGGCGAAAGCAGUAUGGCGUGGAUCAGAUGCGCCAGGGCCUGCUAUCGGCGCUGCAUGCAGACGAGCCCGUGAUGGUGCCGUUCCACAAGGAGGUCGCCAAGCUCGUGACCAUCAACCCAUGCGCGCUCACCAGCGCAGAGGGUUCCCCUGUGAGCAUCUACCACGUGGGCACCGCCCACUCCUCGGCGGCUCCCAAGGCCGACGAGGAUCAGCUCCGGAGGUUCGGCGUCUUCGUGGCAGAGUAUGUGGACGUUUGGCUAUCUGCUCAAACUACGACCACUGGCAAGUUAGCUGGCCAUGUGCAGAUCUACGAUCUGCAGGGCUUGAGCCUUUGGCAGGUCUCCAGCGGCGCCUUGGUGGAGAAGCUGAAGAUCCUGCUUGGGGCUGGUCAGCACUAUAUGGAGCAGGUGUCCCAGAUCUUUGUGAUUCGCUCCUCUUCCGCCUUCUCCAUGGCUUGGAACUUCAUCAAGGGAUGGAUCUCGCCGCGCACGGCAUCCAAAAUCCAUGUGUCGAGCAGCAUACCGUCUGAGCUUCAGAAGCUGUUGGGGCCUAGUGCUGCCGCCCUGCCGGCGCUGCUGAAGAACCCGCAGUGGACAGCAGCUGUGCAGCGACCGCCAUUCAGUCCUGAGGAGUAG